This is a messenger RNA of Cherax quadricarinatus, 2918 nucleotides long. Its product is annotated as zinc finger protein 84-like. The record is from RefSeq and is a predicted model, not a curated record. Lineage: Eukaryota; Metazoa; Arthropoda; Malacostraca; Decapoda; Parastacidae.
GCCAGAAUGGUAACCCUUAACAACAACAACAACAACAACACAGUCGAUAUUUCAGUCACUUGUUGAGAUUUUCUUCCAUUUUAGUGUUUCCUUCAUCAUAGAUCAAGAAAAAAAGUUGCGAUCAGUACUUACCAAGAUAUAGAGGAGUGAAGUUGAUGGAAAGUGAGCCGCUUACGACAACAUCGGCAACUGCCGCUCACUCGACGUAUUUUGUGGAUCAAACUACCGUGCUGUAUCUUCUCAGACACGUUAUCUCCAGUACAAAAUGAAGCAGCAGUGUUAAAGUGUCUUGGACAACACCUGAUAUUAUAGAAGUAAUUUGUGAAACACUCUACCAGGCUGUAUCUUUCCUGAGGCUUUACUGCCAAUACUUCAGAAAUUACCUGCUGUAUCUUCCCUAAUGCUAUUCUUCCAAUACUUCAGAAAUUACCUGUGCAAGUGUCUUGGACAACACCUGAUAUCUCAGUGAAUUUUAACUUGUUAUGUUUGAGUCUAUUGUAAAGUGCAUAGCAGUUCGUUGAAAAAUAGAAAUUAAUUAUAGUUCAUAAAUUUAUGGAAAGUCUGACACAGGAAAACAGGAGAGAAAAAAGACCAUAAUAAUGUUGAGCAUGUAUGAAAUGCUUUAGAAUAUAAGGUUACCCUUUAAAGCACACUAGAGUAUAAUCAAAAGAUAAACCUUAUCAUUGUUCAUAAUCUUUUUACGCAAGAUUAUCUACAGGAGAGAAACUGUGCUCAGUCUCUGAAACAUGUUAACAAAAUGGAAUAUUUUGAAACAAUAAAUAACAGUGAUAAACUAUAUUGUAUAUUGCAGAAACUAUAAUAUUUUAGAGUGAAAAGUAGUCUUAAAAAUAUGAAAGUAUAUAUGUGAGAUAAACUUUAUGGGUGUGUAGAAUGUAUAAACUACCAUAGUGAAAUGGCAACCUUUCAAAUCAUGCAGAUAUAUGCAGGAGAUAAACCAUAUCAGUGUUCACAGUGUUUGAAGUAUUUUAAGCGAAAAGAUCACCUUCUGAAACAUGUACGAAUACAUACAGGCAUUAAACCAUAUCAGUGUUCAGAGUGUCUGAAAUAUUUUACAGAGAAAGGCAAUUUAGUGAAACAUUCACGAUUACAUACAGGAGCCAAACCGUAUCGAUGCUCAGUGUGUCUGAAAUAUUGUAAUCAAAAAGGCGACCUUGUGAGGCAUAUGCUAUUACAUACAGGUUAUAAACCGUAUCACUGUUCAGAGUGCUUGAAAUAUUUCAGCCAAAAAAGUCAUCUUAAGAGGCAUAUGAGAGUGCAUACAGGAGAUAAACCAUAUCAGUGUUCAGAAUGUCUGAAACAUUUUACAGAGAAAAGCAGUCUUGUGAUUCAUAUGCGAGUACACACAGGAGAUAAACCAUAUCAGUGUCCCGAGUGUCUGAAAUACUUUAGAGAAAAAGGCAAUCUUUUGAAGCAUAUGCGAGUACAUAAAGGAGAUAAGCCAUAUCAAUGCUCUGAGUGUCUGAAAAAAUUUUGGGAAAAAAACAGUCUUGUGAUCCAUGUGAGAGGACAUACAGGAGAUAAACCAUAUCAGUGUUCAGAGUGUCUGAAACACUUUUGUACUAAAGGCAGUCUUGUGAGCCAUAUGCGAGUACAUACAGGAGAUAAACCAUUUAACUGUUCAGAGUGCCAGAAAAAUUUUAGUACAAAAGGCACUCUUGUGACCCAUAUGCGUGUACAUUUAGGAGAUAAACCAUAUCAGUGUUCAGAGUGUUUAAAAUAUUUUCGGGUAAAAGGCAGUCUUGUGAGGCAUAUGCGAGUGCAUACAGGAGAUAAACCAUACCAGUGUUCACAGUGUCUGAAAUAUUUUAGAGAAAAAAGUAGUCUUGUAAACCAUAUGCGAGUACACACAGGUGAAAAGCCAUAUGAAUGUUCCGAGUGUCUGAAAUAUUUCAGUAAAAAAGCCAAUGUUGUGAAGCACAUGCGAGUACAUACAGGAGAUAAACCUUAUAAAUGUUCAGAGUGUCUGAAAUAUUUUAGGGUAAAAAGCAGUCUUGUGCGGCACAUGAGAGUACAUACUGGAGAUAAACCAUAUCAGUGUUCAGAGUGUUUAAAAUAUUUUAGGGUAAAAAGUAGUCUUGUUAACCAUAUGAGAGUACACACAGGAGAAAAGCCAUAUCAGUGUUCAGAAUGUUUGAAAUAUUUUAGGGAAAAAAGCAGUCUCGUUAAGCAUAUGAGGGUACAUACAGGAGGUAAAUCAUAUCAAUGUCCCGAGUGUCCGAAAUAUUUUAAAGAUAAAGGGAUGCUUUUGAAUCAUAUGGAAACACAUGCAGAAGCUAAACUGUAAAAUUUUAUUGAGAGAAUUCUGUACUUAGAGUAAACUCUCAACAAAACGGACUAAAAAUCUGGCACAACAGUGCUCGCCAAGUCCGCUCAGUGGGGUGUCCAGUCAAAUUAGCAGUGCUGCUGCUGCAUCAAAUGACAGUUUGGUCGGGUUAUACCACUGAUAAAGUGGAUGAAGUCCACGUCAUCACAAAUUUGUCCAAUCCAGGCUUCAUCCAGGACCUGUUCAUAUUUGUUGCCCCAGUGCAAGAGAAGUUACUGGCCUGCCCCAUGUUAGUUUGUUUUAGCAUUUGUGAGUGCUCGUUCAUUAUCUUGGAAAGAAAAGCCAAUAUUGAAUGAAAAAAUAUGUCUAUAUUUGUUAAUAGUUAAAAACAGAAGAGGGGAGUUAGAGGUAUUGAGUAGAUGGCAAGAAUAUUUUGAAGAGCUGUUAAAUGUUGAUGAAGAAAGGGAGGCAGUGAUUUCAUGCAUUGGCCAGGGAGAUAUAUAACAUCCUAUAGGAGUAAGGAAUAGCCAGAUGUGAGAGUGGUGGAGGUGUGUGAGGCAGUGGGUAAAAUGAAAAGAGUACAACAGCUAGGGAUUGAUGAGAUCAAGACAGAAAUGUUAAAAGCAGGUUUAUA